ACCAUAAAAAUAGAAUUACGGUAGGUCACGUAAAGCUUAUGAAAAGUGAAAACCAUUUGUUUGGCUUUGAACUUUUGGAGUGUAGUAUACUUAAUAAUUAUAUAACCAGUUAAAUUAUACCGUUGGCGAAAGAUAAAAUAUGAGCAACGUCAUAAGUACUGUUGUGCCGAUUGCCAUUGGUGUCGGAGUUGUUAUAACAUCGAUUGUUAUAUACAGGCUCUAUUUUUCCAAUGGAAAGAGUUCCAAAGAAAAGGAAUCGAAAAAGCAAAGUAAUGAAUUGGUCACAUUGCAAGAUCCCCAGGUGAAAUAUGCACUACCUCUAGUAGAAAAAGAGGAGAUUAGUCACGAUACUAGGAGAUUUCGGUUUAAACUGCCCAGUAAAGGUCAUAUUCUUGGCCUCCCUGUCGGCCAACACAUCCAUUUAUCAGCAAAAAUUGGAGAUGACUUAAUCAUUCGCUCGUACACGCCAGUAUCGUCCAAUGAAGAUCGCGGUUACGUUGAUUUAGUUAUAAAGGUUUACUUCAAGAAUGUUCAUCCCAAGUUUCCCGAAGGUGGGAAAAUGUCUCAACAUUUGGAAAGUUUAAAGAUUGGCGACACAAUAGACAUCCGUGGCCCUUCUGGACGACUAAAUUAUCUAGGAAAUGGUAAAUUCUCGGUGAAAAAGCUUCGCAAAGACCCACCACAAACGAUUACCGUAUCGAAAGUUGGAAUGAUAGCAGGUGGCACCGGAAUCACUCCAAUGCUGCAGUUGAUUCGUCACAUCGUUAAAGAUCCGCAAGAUACAACCAAGUUAUCUUUGUUAUUUGCUAACCAAUCAGAAAAGGACAUUUUAGUGAGAAAAGAACUGGAGGAAGUUGCAGAAAACCAUCCAGAUCAAUUUAAGCUGUGGUAUACUUUGGAUACAACCCCUGAGGAUUGGAAGUACAGCAAAGGAUUUGUUAACGACAAAAUGAUUCAAGAUCACCUCUUCCCACCUGCGUCUGAUACUUUAAUAGUAAUGUGUGGCCCACCUCCUAUGAUUAAUUUUGCCUGUACCCCUGCCUUAGAUAGAUUGGGAUAUGAUAAAGAUCUUUGCUUUGCAUAUUAAAUAUUGUCAGCAGCAAAAUGGUUAGGUAGUAUUAUACGAGCGAGUAUACGAGUGACUUCAUAUAAUUCCAUUCUGUUUACUGUUUUUUUUAUGUUUAUACUUUACAGUUUUAUUAAGUUAUGUAAAUUGUUUUUGAAUAAACGUUUUUAUUGUAA
This is a messenger RNA of Photinus pyralis (common eastern firefly), 1242 nucleotides long. RefSeq names its product NADH-cytochrome b5 reductase 3. The record is from RefSeq and is a predicted model, not a curated record. Gene Ontology annotation, molecular function: FAD binding; oxidoreductase activity. NCBI's taxonomy places the organism in Eukaryota, Metazoa, Arthropoda, Insecta, Coleoptera, Lampyridae. The transcript is spliced from 4 exons. The coding region runs from base 140 to 1087 and encodes 315 amino acids. Gene Ontology annotation, cellular component: mitochondrion.